Meloidogyne enterolobii is the source of this 326-nucleotide messenger RNA. NCBI's taxonomy places the organism in Eukaryota, Metazoa, Nematoda, Chromadorea, Rhabditida, Meloidogynidae. The record is from the annotation of a GenBank genome assembly.
UUUAUUCUUUUUUUUUUACAAAACACAAAUUCAUUUAUUUUCCUUCACCUCCUUUAAUGUUCAUAAGAUAUAUAUUGGCAGCAUCUCACAAUCCUUUUUCUUCCCCCGCAAAUUAUUUUUUUUAUAAAAUCUCGUACUUCUCUUUUCAUUUAUUUAAAGACCUUUUUAGUAUUUUAUAUAUAUUUUCUAGCUAUAUAAUAUCCUUCCCUUAUUUUUGCGCUUCUUCUUGGCCAUUAUUUUUUCCUUUCCUACUCACAUUUUUUUCAGUUUUUUCUUUCCCACACCAUUCAUUUUUAUUCACGGCUCAUUCUCCCGCAAUCCACUAA